Molecule: messenger RNA, 772 nt
Organism: Orycteropus afer afer
Lineage: Eukaryota; Metazoa; Chordata; Mammalia; Tubulidentata; Orycteropodidae
Gene: IL15
Product: interleukin 15
Biological process (GO): neutrophil activation; immune response; positive regulation of T cell proliferation
Cellular component (GO): extracellular region
Molecular function (GO): cytokine activity; cytokine receptor binding
Source: RefSeq, a predicted model, not a curated record
UCUGCAUUGUAUCAUAGGAGGUAUUCUGGACGGAUGGCUGCUGGAAAUCCAUUGCCAUAGCCAUAGUUCUUCUUCAACACCUAAAGGAUUUACCGUGACAUUGAGUAAUGAGAAUUUCGAAACCCUAUUUGAGAAGUACCUCCAUCCAGUGCUAUUUGUGUUUACUUCUAAACAGUCAUUUUUUAACUGAGGCUGGCAUUCAUGUCUUCAUUUUGGGGUGCUUUAGUGCAAGUCUUCCUAAAACAGAGGCUAACUGGCAGGAUGUAAUAAGUGAUUUGAAAAGAAUUGAAUAUCUUAUUCAAUCAAUACAUAUUGAUGCCACUUUAUAUACUGAAAGUGAUGCUCAUCCUAAUUGCAAAGUAACAGCAAUGAAGUGCUUUCUUCUGGAGUUAAAUGUUAUUUCACAUGAAUCCAGGAAUAUGGACAUUGAUGAAACAGUGGAAAACCUUAUCAUCCUAGCAAACAGCAGUUUAUCUUCUAAUGGGAAUAUAACAGAAUCUGGAUGCAAAGAAUGUGAGGAACUGGAAGAAAAGAAUAUUAAAGAAUUUUUACGGAGUUUCUUACAUAUUGUACAAAUGUUUAUCAACUCUUCUUGACUGCACUUGAUCAUUGUCAGCAUUUCUAUUAUUAACAUCUUCCUACUUCUAGACAACAAAACACUCUGCAUUUCAAAUGCGCUGCCAAAACAAGUUUUUCAAGCAAGAUGAGGAUGAGGACCUUGGAUCAGAUGAAUUUGUUGAAAAGAAGGCCGAAAUUGUCAUUGAAUAAUAUA